Cloeon dipterum is the source of this 619-nucleotide messenger RNA. Its product is annotated as INO80 complex subunit C. NCBI's taxonomy places the organism in Eukaryota, Metazoa, Arthropoda, Insecta, Ephemeroptera, Baetidae. Gene Ontology annotation, biological process: chromatin remodeling. The transcript is spliced from 5 exons. Gene Ontology annotation, cellular component: Ino80 complex. Bases 125 to 583 code for a protein of 152 amino acids. The record is from RefSeq and is a predicted model, not a curated record.
GCCACACUCUGGGUGUUUUCGAGACUAAUAAGGUCAACAAUAACAACACUAAAAGGAGAAAGAGUGAAAGAGAGUUGUUUAAGUUCAAAAGUUGCAGUUAUAGAAGUAAAAAAGGUGAUACAGCAUGGUGAGCAAGAAAAAAUCAACUGGACCUGUGAGUGAAGGCAUUGAUAGUCUUCCUGGAUCAUCAGCGCCCAGCCCAGUACCAUUUUCGGCCCUGAAUGACGAUGACUCUAAGCAGGAUGAAGGUGCCAAGAGGCCUGUGUUUAAAUCCAAAACCUUCCAGCACAUGAACAAAUCUUCGAAUAAAAAGAAAGCAUGGAAAUCUCUUAAACAAAUAAUCGCGCAAGAGAGAGCACAGCCAAUGCCAGAAGGGUGUGUCCAUUACAGUGGAAUUGAGGCCCCUCCUUCUUUUAAGCCUGCUAAGAAGUAUUCUGAUCUCUUGGGAUUUUUGUCUAAAUACACGGAUCCUCAAACGAAACUUCAUUAUUCAACAGCAGCAGAAUUCUCGAUCAUCAGAUCACUUCCAAAUGACAUAGUCACCGGCUACUUAACUCUACGAAAAGCCAAUAUUCAAGUCUGAUUACAUUAAACUAAUAAAAAAUGGCAGAAAAAGAAA